Molecule: messenger RNA, 2188 nt
Organism: Solanum verrucosum
Lineage: Eukaryota; Viridiplantae; Streptophyta; Magnoliopsida; Solanales; Solanaceae
Product: bifunctional dihydrofolate reductase-thymidylate synthase-like
Exons: 12
Coding region: 327-1910 (527 amino acids)
Biological process (GO): tetrahydrofolate biosynthetic process; dTMP biosynthetic process; one-carbon metabolic process
Cellular component (GO): cytosol; mitochondrion
Molecular function (GO): dihydrofolate reductase activity; thymidylate synthase activity
Source: RefSeq, a predicted model, not a curated record
GAAAAAAUGGCAUGGCGCUGCUCCGCGUCAAGAGUGGUUUUGGAUUUUUCUUGAAGUUUUCGCUUCAUAGUCCUCACUUGUUUCUUCCCAUUUAUAGUCCAGUCCAGUCCCCCUCUCUACUCUUUCACUGCUCACAAUAUUCAAAACCGCCUCUUGUUUUCUUCUCUCACAGUUUACAACCCUAAUCUCUGAUCUACCGCUUCAAAAUUUCAUUCAUCUCAGGUUUUGUUUUCCGAUCGGUUUUAUUGCGUUUUGGCAAAAACCGGUCGGUCGAUCUUAGGCGCAGAUCAGUAUUAUUCAGUUCAAUCCAGGUCUCUUACUCAGUUAUGGCCAGUGAAACAAAGACCGGCGUUUCCAAUGGUAACGGCAGUGCUCAUUUUACUCCACAACGGACUUACCAGGUUGUGGUUGCUGCAACUCAAAAUAUGGGUAUUGGUAAGGAGGGGAAGUUACCUUGGAGACUGCCUACAGAUCUCAAGUUCUUCAAGGGUAUCACUGCGACUACAACGGAUCCUACAAAAAGGAAUGCUGUUGUUAUGGGAAGAAAGACUUGGGAAAGUAUUCCUAUUGAACAUCGCCCUCUUCCUGGACGCCUCAAUGUUGUUCUCACACGUUCAGGAAGUUUUGACAUUGCUACAGCAGAAAAUGUUGUCAUAUGUGGAAGUUUAGGCUCUGCUUUGCAACUAUUGGCAGCCUCACCUUAUUGUCUCUCUAUUGAGAAUGUGUUUGUUAUAGGAGGUGGCGAGAUUUUCAGAGAUUCCCUGAAUGCUCAUGGAUGUGAUGCAGUCCAUAUCACUGAAAUUGAGACUGAUAUAGCAUGUGAUACUUUUACUCCUGCUAUUGACACCUCGGUAUUUCAACCCUGGUACUCAUCAUUUCCUGUGAUCGAGAACAAGAUUCGCUAUUCUUUUACCACCUAUGUUCGUGUGAAGAAUUCCAGAGUAGAAACUGUUAAUCAGUCUAAUAGUGAAAUUCCUGAGAAUGGUUCAGAUUCUUCUAAUAUUGAGGUUAAAUCGUUUUCCUUCUUGCCUAAAAUGGUAUUUGAGAAACAUGAAGAAUUCAUGUAUCUGAGACUGGUUGAAGAGAUCAUCUCGAAUGGCAUGCUAAAGGAUGACAGGACAGGCACUGGUACUUUGUCGAAAUUUGGUUGCCAGAUGAGAUACAAUUUACGCAGAUCAUUUCCCCUUCUUACAACAAAGAAAGUUUUUUGGAGAGGCGUCAUUGAAGAACUCUUGUGGUUCAUCAGUGGAUCAACAAGUGCUAAGGUCCUACAAGAGAAGGGCAUUCAUAUUUGGGAUGGCAAUGCAUCCAGAGAUUAUCUUGAUAGUAUUGGCUUGAAGGAUAGGGAAGAGGGUGAUUUGGGACCAGUAUAUGGGUUUCAGUGGAGACAUUUUGGUGCCAGGUACAUUGACAUGCAUACUGACUACAGUGGCCAGGGGUUUGACCAAUUGGCUGAUGUUAUCAACAAAGUUAAAAACAAUCCAGAUGACCGACGCAUUAUUCUUUCAGCUUGGAAUCCUUCUGAUCUUAAACUGAUGGCGCUUCCACCUUGUCAUAUGUUUGCUCAAUUUUAUGUUGCCAAUGGGGAGCUAUCCUGUCAGAUGUAUCAGCGAUCUGCCGAUAUGGGUUUGGGAGUGCCAUUCAACAUUGCAUCUUAUGCCUUGCUGACAUGCAUGAUAGCUCAUGUUGCUGGUCUAGUUCCUGGUGAUUUCAUACAUGUCGUAGGAGAUGCUCAUGUUUAUCGCAAUCAUGUCAGACCUCUGCAAGACCAGCUUCAGAAGUUGCCUAGACCUUUCCCAGUGCUGAAGAUCAAUCCGCAGAAAAAGGACAUAGAUUCCUUUGUUGCUGCUGACUUUGAGCUUACCGGCUAUGAUCCUCACCAAAGAAUUGAAAUGAAAAUGGCAAUAUGAAGUUCCAUGCAGUUAGUCCUGGAAUUCCUCUGCUCUCAGGAUAUGUGGCUCAUAUUUUGAGAUUGGAGAACCGAGGAUGUCUUGAGGAGUUGUUUUAUAAUUUGAAUCUUCAUUAGUAGUAUAUUUGAGGAAAAAACAUCUAAGUAUUAGGAUCUGCGAAUCCUUUAGCUCCAAAACAAUGGAUGUGUGGUUGCUAAGGUGAUUUAGAAUGCUAAUGGCUUUCCUUUUGUGUUGAGACUUUACCUUUUUGGCUUUCUAUGACAAUACCCUUUCUCUUA